AUGUCGGAUGAUGAUGACUUUAUGCAGGACUCCGAUCAGGAGGAGUAUGACUUCGAGUACGAGGAUGAAGAUGACGAUGAUUCUGGCGAUAUCGGCAUCGAGAACAAAUAUUAUAAUGCGAAGCAAAUAAAGGUCGACAAUCCAGAGGAGGCGAUAGAAGAGUUUCUAGGGAUCCCCCCGCUGGAGCAAGAUAAAGGCGACUGGGGAUUCAAGGGACUAAAACAGGCCAUCAAACUGGAAUUUCGGCUCGGUCGAUACGACGACGCAAUUACCCAUUACAAAGAGCUCCUCACCUAUGUCAAGUCGGCCGUUACUCGAAACUACUCGGAGAAGUCGAUCAACAACAUGCUAGACUACAUUGAAAAGUCAUCCGAUGACGUAACGGCAUACCAUUGCAUGGAGGAGUUCUAUUCGUUGACACUUGAAUCGUUCCAGAAUACCAACAAUGAACGUCUCUGGCUGAAGACAAACAUAAAACUUGCAAAGCUUUGGUUGGAUAAGAAGGAAUAUGCACAACUUAGCAGGAAGCUUAAAGAGCUCCACAAGGCCUGCCAACGGUCAGACGGAACCGAUGAUCCAUCCAAGGGAACCUAUUCGCUGGAGAUAUACGCCCUGGAGAUCCAAAUGUAUGCCAAUACCAAGAAUAAUAAGAGGCUGAAGGCGCUAUACCAAAGGGCGCUUAAAGUUAGGUCUGCUGUUCCGCAUCCAAAAAUCAUGGGUAUUAUACGUGAGUGCGGCGGCAAAAUGCAUAUGAGCGAAGAGAAUUGGAAGGAAGCUCACAGCGACUUUUUUGAAUCGUUCCGCAACUACGACGAAGCCGGAUCGAUGCAACGCAUCCAAGUGUUGAAGUAUAUGGUUCUAGCCACAAUGCUGAUGAAGUCAGACAUCAACCCCUUCGACUCACAAGAGACGAAGCCAUACAAAGAUGAUCCUCGAGUUUCUGGCAUGACUGACCUUGUAGAUGCCUUCCAACGCGAUGACAUCCAUGCCUACGAGGCAGUCCUCCGGAACAAACCAGAUCUUUUGGAGGACCAUUUCAUCGCUGAAAACAUCGGUGAAGUCAGCCGUAACAUGCGCACCAAGGCCGUUAUGAAACUCAUACAGCCCUACACUCGCUUCACCCUUGCAUUUGUCUCCAAGAAGCUCAAGAUCUCGGUUGCAGAAGUCCAAGACAUCCUCAGUUUCCUGAUUCUCGAUGGAGAGCUCGCUGAUGCAAAAAUAAACGAAGAAGAUGGCAUUGUGGAAAUCACCCGAAGGUGCGAUAUCGACAAGGAGCGCUCCAACGCCCUGCUAUUAUGGAACAAUAAUCUUAGAAUGCUCUAUGAUUCCACCUUUAGCCAGGCCGAAGGAUUCAGGCCCGAAAAUGCCCACAACAUGCACCCCUUGAUGGGAGGUUUUGGUGGAAUGAGAUACGCCAAUCUUUAUUCCCAUGAAUCGGCAAUAUCGGGCACGAACUUUGGAAUGGGAGAUAGAUCAUUCAAGUAUCCUAAAGGGAAAACGGGUCGAUCUUCCUGGGGCAAGCUUACGUCUUAA
Molecule: messenger RNA, 1533 nt
Organism: Trichophyton benhamiae CBS 112371
Lineage: Eukaryota; Fungi; Ascomycota; Eurotiomycetes; Onygenales; Arthrodermataceae
Exons: 4
Coding region: 1-1533 (510 amino acids)
Biological process (GO): protein deneddylation
Cellular component (GO): COP9 signalosome
Source: RefSeq, a predicted model, not a curated record